Molecule: messenger RNA, 943 nt
Organism: Phytophthora nicotianae INRA-310
Lineage: Eukaryota; Oomycota; Peronosporomycetes; Peronosporales; Peronosporaceae
Exons: 1
Coding region: 110-877 (255 amino acids)
Biological process (GO): Golgi to plasma membrane transport
Source: RefSeq, a predicted model, not a curated record
GCAAGUGCAACAACUAAUUGAAGAGAAGAAAACCUUGGAUGCUAAGACAAAGGAGAGCAAGGCACGAGCUGCAGCACUGGACGAAGCACUCUCAGCUUGCCAGCAAGAAAUGGAGGAAGUAGAAGCUCAGACACCACAGGACGAGAACGUCCAAGCACAUCUAGCUCAGUUGCGUCAACUAGUGAUGAGAAAUGAGGCUCUUAAGCGUGAAAAGAACGAGUUCCGAACCAAAUGUCGUCUCGAACUGGAAGCACUGAAAGAGCGUGUCGAGAAGCUGAAAGUCCAGGUAGCAGAAGACGCUAGCAAUCAAGAUGAAGAGGCUCUACGACUCAAUGAAAUCGAGCAGAUGCACGCUCAGAUGGCUCAAAAACACAAGGAUAUGAAGGUCGCAGCGGCCAAGCAGACCCGGGCAUUGCAUUUAAAAAUGAAGCAGAUUGAUGAGAUCCCGACGCGGAUUGAGCUGGUGCAGUACGAGAAGCGAUUCCUCGAGCUUUAUGACGAAGUGGCGUUGACACUAGACGAAACACGCAAGUAUUACUGCGUGUACAAUACUCUCAAGACGACACACGAGUUUCUGGAGAAGGAGAUCUCGCUCAUUAACAGUAUCAACGACAACUUUGACGUCGCAAUGGGCUCCAAGACAGCAACACAGGCGUUCUUCAUGCAAGUUGACAACAUUAUUCAGAAUGUGCAAGGGACUGUAACCAAGCAGCAGAAUGCACGAGACGACCACCAGACCAGUGUGGAAACGCUGGACAGUAAAUAUCAGUUGCUGCUUGAGCAGGAACGAAUGUACGUGAAUGCAAUUCGAGAGUUCCAGAAGGAGUGCGAGAAGAAUGAGAAGCUCGUAGCUCGACUCAAAGAGUUGAAACAAUAGUAUGAUUUUGAAGAAUGAAGGUCAUGUAACCGGUGUAUUGCAAGGUGCGUAAAAAUAAUCAACCCA